Messenger RNA from Culex quinquefasciatus (southern house mosquito), 967 nucleotides. RefSeq names its product trypsin 5G1-like. The transcript has a single exon. Gene Ontology annotation, biological process: proteolysis. NCBI's taxonomy places the organism in Eukaryota, Metazoa, Arthropoda, Insecta, Diptera, Culicidae. Bases 322 to 840 code for a protein of 172 amino acids. The record is from RefSeq and is a predicted model, not a curated record. Gene Ontology annotation, molecular function: serine-type endopeptidase activity.
GUUGGCAUGGCCAAAAAUAAACCCCCUGCUCGAAACGAUGAGCGGCAAUGUUUGCCAUGUGUUCAAGGGUUUUGUUUGCAGGUUUACAGCUUCGGGUUGGUUCAGCGGGGGUGGGACUCAUGAAUAUGUGGGAAGAUAUUUUCUCGUCAUGACUUUAAUACAAUUUUAAAUGAUCAUAUUUUGCCAAAUGUUAUGGUCAAACCAUGCCUUUGAAUAUUAACAAACAAUCAUGAAAUCUCUACUGACACUGCUAUAAGUAAAGCAAGCUUUCUUGAAGCAAGUUAGUAUGUUCUCCAACUUGUCACACAAAACCGUCCCAGAAUGAAAUCUUUCUAUUCCCUUUUCCUUGUAAUGUUUCUAACAAAAUUCACUUCAAGUACUUUGGAAGAACCCCUGAAUGCGUGCAACGGCCGGAUUAUCGGAGGCUACCAAGCGGACAUCUCGCAGAUCCCGUUCCAGGUGGCACUGAACUUAAAUCGUGGUCCCAGCUGUGGAGGAUCGUUGAUAUCCAGUCGCUGGGUUCUUACGGCAGCUCAUUGCGUACAAAGACUAGGUACCACGGAUGGGCUUCAAGUGAGGAUCAACUCCACAUACGGGUUGGCCCAUGGCCGCGUAGUUAACAUUGAAUCAUUGGUAAUGCAUCCAAAGUACAACCCAUUAUCGAUUGACUAUGAUUUUGCACUUUUGGAGCUUGAGGAGGAGAUCAAACUGGGUGAGGAAUUUUACGCCGUGGAAUUGCCCAAGCAGGAUGAACCGGUCGAGGACGGAACAUGUCUGCAGGUUUCCGGCUGGGGUAAAACGGAGGACGAAGAUUUCGGUUCAGAAGAUUUACGGUUGUGAAUUGGGAGAAGUGUCGCAAAAAGUUCAGGAAAAUUAACUAUCUGACCAAACAGAUGAUCUGUGCUGGAAGCGAACAUAUUUCGGCUUGCCACGGAGAUUCGGGAGGUCCACUGGUGGAUGGCAGGAA